Messenger RNA from Bombina bombina (fire-bellied toad), 3741 nucleotides. It is a transcript of the gene GNAS, whose product is annotated as GNAS complex locus. Gene Ontology annotation, cellular component: heterotrimeric G-protein complex. Gene Ontology annotation, molecular function: GTP binding; insulin-like growth factor receptor binding; mu-type opioid receptor binding. The record is from RefSeq and is a predicted model, not a curated record. The transcript has 12 exons. Gene Ontology annotation, biological process: sensory perception of chemical stimulus; adenylate cyclase-activating dopamine receptor signaling pathway. The coding region runs from base 1556 to 2695 and encodes 379 amino acids. NCBI's taxonomy places the organism in Eukaryota, Metazoa, Chordata, Amphibia, Anura, Bombinatoridae.
GUUUGAGCUGUUUGCCCCACCCCAUCUCUCAAACCUCAAUCCCAACCCGUGAGAAAUGCAAGACAGAAUAGCAAAAUAUUGCACAAAAUCCAGCAGGGAGGCCAUUGCCACAGAUCAAUAAGCCCCCUUUAUCCUUGGGAUUGGGACAUCCCACCCACGAUCCCCCCUUCUGGAAUACUACAAAAAGGGGGGAUCCCCACUUCCCCUUCUAAGGGGGGAGGACAAGUCAUUUGAAGAAAAAAAAAAUCCUACAUCCAGGGGAAAGGGGGAUCCGAGAGAAAAAAAGGAAGAUUUGGGAAUCAAAUGUGAAGAAAACGGAGACAUCUGGAGGAAAAAUAGGAGGACAAAUAAGAGGAAUCUGCAGGAAUAACCACCCUAAUAACCAGGAUUAUUACCCUAUUAACAAGGACGUGCAACCGGGGAUUAAAAGGACUGGACACGGGAUUUCGGGCCUGGAUUCUGUGCCAGCUAUUCCUCCUACGAAUCGGAUGUUUAUUUCCCUUCUCUAAUUAUUAUUUUUAAUUCCUAUUUUUGCAUAGCUGGGGUGCGGUUUUUUUCUUUUUCUUUUAUGCUGCACGAUUAAUAUAAUUCAAACAGAAGAGCUAUCUAAAACAUUAUAUAGCGAAUAUGAUUGUGUUUAUAGCAACAACUGUUUAAGGAGCUUUAAAGCAUACAUUUAAAUAUACCUUUAUUGAUAUAUUUUAAAUCAGAAUUAUGGUGAUAGGGAAAGCUCCACAAUAUCCAUAAAUAUACUUUAUAUUUAUUUUGUACCUUCUUCCUCCCUCAUUGUAAAAAAUUAUAUAUAUAUUUUAAGAGAUAAAGGGGGAGGAAUUAUAAGAGGGCGACCAUUUUAAGACCGGAAAAGGUAGAGAGGGGAGGCACCCAUACAUAUAAAUAAAUAUAUUUAUUGUUACAAUACAAUAUUACUUUAUGGGGGUUAAUGUAAUUUUUAAGGCGAAAUCCCAUGUUUUUGUUUCAUAAGGGAUAGGCCUAUGACCCCCCCCCCAAAAAAAAAUACCAUAUUUAAUUACUUAAUUAUUCCUAAUUAAUUACCCUCUGACUUUAAUCAGCAGCAGUUUUGUGUACUAUAUGUGUAAAAUUCCCCACGGGGUAAGGUAUUUCUGAUACCAUUGAUUUUAUUAUUAUUUUUUCUUGUCCAAUUAAUCCGGAUUCAGUUCCGGCACAAGGGUUAUUUGUAUUUUGAAACCUGCGUGUAAUUCUCUUUUUUUUUUUUUUAAUCACGUUUUUUUCCUCCUCCCGGUGUUUUUUUUUUUUUUUAUUUUAAAUUUUAUGAAAAACAAGGAACAUUGCGGCCUAGUUGUUUGUGUUAAAGCCUCCAUCCUCUGCGGGCUUUCCUGGCCGCGCGAAGGGUUUUGAGUGGAUAGAAUUUGGCAUAUAACUCUGCGGUUAUUACUAUUUUUUUUGGUGUCUGUUUCGGAGCCCGGUUGGUGAGACUCGAUAGCAGCCGAGGGAGGCGUAGAGGAAGAGGGCAGGGCCAGGAGUUAAAAAAGGAGGUCGGCUGGCUGAGAAGGAGGCAACGGGGAGGAGGAGGACGAUGGGGUGCCUGGGGAACAGCAAGACCGAGGACCAGCGGAAUGAGGAGAAGGCCCAGCGGGAGGCUAACAAAAAGAUUGAGAAGCAGCUGCAGAAGGACAAACAGGUGUACCGGGCCACUCACAGGCUGCUUCUUUUGGGUGCUGGUGAGUCAGGAAAAAGCACAAUUGUGAAGCAGAUGAGGAUAUUACAUGUGAAUGGCUUUAAUGCAGAGGAGAAAAAAAUCAAAGUGCAAGAUAUAAAAAAUAACAUUAAGGAAGCUAUAGAGACUAUAGUUGCAGCAAUGAGCUGUUUAUCACCUCCAGUUGAACUAGCAAAUCCAGACAACCAGUUCCGAAUUGACUACGUCUUAAGUUUACCAAGUCAUAAAGAUUUUGACUUCUCACCAGAGUUUUAUGAACACACAAAGACGCUAUGGCAAGAUGAUGGUGUACGAAUCUGCUAUGAGAGAUCGAACGAAUACCAGCUGAUUGACUGCGCACAGUAUUUUCUAGAUAAAAUUGAUGUUGUACAGCAAAAUGACUACACGCCUACUGAUCAGGAUUUAUUACGGUGCAGAGUCCUAACAUCAGGAAUCUUUGAAACAAAGUUCCAAGUUGACAAAGUUAAUUUUCAUAUGUUUGAUGUUGGCGGUCAAAGAGAUGAACGAAGGAAAUGGAUACAGUGCUUUAAUGAUGUCACAGCUAUUAUUUUCGUGGUGGCCAGUAGCAGCUAUAAUAUGGUGAUACGAGAAGAUAAUCUGACCAACAGACUCCAAGAAGCAUUAAACCUAUUCAAGAGCAUCUGGAACAAUAGGUGGCUACGGACCAUUUCUGUAAUUUUAUUUUUAAAUAAACAAGAUCUACUGGCUGAAAAAGUUUUGGCAGGAAAAUCUAAAAUAGAGGACUACUUUCCAGACUUUGCUCGCUACACCACACCAGAGGAUGCAUGUCCAGAAGUAGGGGAAGAUCCUAAAGUCACAAGAGCCAAGUAUUUUAUAAGAGAUGAAUUUCUUAGAAUCAGCACAGCGAGCGGAGAUGGAAGACACUACUGCUACCCCCACUUUACAUGUGCAGUUGAUACAGAAAACAUCCGAAGGGUUUUUAAUGAUUGUCGGGACAUUAUCCAAAGGAUGCACCUGCGUCAGUAUGAACUGUUGUGAUGGAGAGAGCAAUUUACCCCACCCCCUGUGUUCUGGACUCCUAAAUUCCUUAUUUGAAAAUGAUAAAAAUACAAAAAUAUCCCACAAAAUGAAAAUUGUAUUUUUUUUUAAGCAAUGGGAAUCAAUCCACCAUCUAUAGCUGGUAAGACCUGGGUGCUGCUUCAUCAGUGUGCAGCUCUUUUGCUUCUAUUCUUGCUACAGGACAUUUAGCAAGGUUUUUUCCUGCUUCCCCUCACCUGACUGCCCAAAACUCAUGGGUCAGCAUGAAUUCUAGUCUUCUGUGGAUUCUCCUAUACACUGUGUACCAACCGCAAACGGUGUGCAAAUCCGAAAACCAAGCUUGAGGAGGAUCACAAGGGUUUUACUACAAUACACCCACUGCAUUGAAGCUAUACUUUCUCAAGGGGUGUGGGGAUGGAGGCAAUUUAUAAACUGUCCUUUUUUUUGUUUUGUUUUGUUUUUUUAAAACAAAAACAUUUAAGAACAACGUGGGUGAGAUUAUAUCUUCUAACCAUAAUAUCAACUUUGUCUCCAUUCACUGCAUUUGAUGAACAUUUUCAGACAUUGCUGACCACGUACAGAAAAGGACAAUUGACUUUUGACUGUAAUAUGGUUUGAUAUAAGGGGCUCUGGUGCUCCCUGGAAUAGCUGGGUAGCUUCAGUGGCAGAUUGCUGCCUUCCACAAGGGUGCCAUUUUUUUAACCAUAAAUAAAUACUUAGAUAUGCCUUUCAACAUAUCAAUGUAUUUAUUUCUAGAAAAAAAAAAAUAAUAAUAAUCUUGGACUUUUGCGUUUAAUCUGGUCGCUGAGUAAAGCAACUUUUUUUUUUUUUUCUUCACUUUGUCUUGACAACCUUUUGUGACCUUCAAUCAUCAUAAGCAUAUAAAGAUAGGCAUCUAAUCACCAACUUGAUCACUCCCCUUUCUUCUGUACAACACCCUUCACUUUUUUUUGGUUUUUAUUUUACCGCUGGAUUAUUAUUCUUGUACAGACUGUAAAAUGUAUUAUUUUGUACAACUUUAUUGAAAAAAAAAUACUUGUAGAAGA